Messenger RNA from Lichtheimia ornata, 1392 nucleotides. RefSeq lists its product as uncharacterized. Lineage: Eukaryota; Fungi; Mucoromycota; Mucoromycetes; Mucorales; Lichtheimiaceae. Gene Ontology annotation, biological process: ergosterol biosynthetic process. Gene Ontology annotation, cellular component: membrane; endoplasmic reticulum. Gene Ontology annotation, molecular function: flavin adenine dinucleotide binding; squalene monooxygenase activity. Bases 1 to 1392 code for a protein of 463 amino acids. The record is from RefSeq and is a predicted model, not a curated record. The transcript is spliced from 8 exons.
AUGCCUUCCAUUGUGGAAUCCUCAAGUGAAUACGAUCUCAUCAUUGUCGGUGCCGGCGUUUUGGGUUCGGCUGCUGCCAAGGCAUUUGGCUCCGAUGGCCGUCGAGUGCUUCUCUUGGAACGCGAUUUAUCAGAACCUGAUCGCAUCGUUGGCGAGCUCUUACAGCCAGGUGGUGUUAAUGCUUUGACAGCGUUAGGCAUGGAAGAUUGUCUUGAGGGUAUUGAUGGUAUUCCUUGCCAUGGCUAUGCGAUUUAUCGAGAGAAUGAAUGGGUUCACAUCCCUUAUCCUGUUAACGAUGCGACUGGUGAAAAUGCGGUGGGCAAGUCUUUCCAUCAUGGUCGAUUCAUUCAAAAGCUUCGAGCAGCAGCACGCGAUACCAAAAACGUUGAGGUCAAGGAAGCUACUGUGACAUCGUUGAUCAAGGAUGAGGAUGAUGAUCGAGUCAUUGGCGUUAUGGCUAAUCCAAAGGAUGGCAAGGAGGAAAAGUUUUAUGCACCUUUGACUUUGGUAGCGGAUGGCCUUUUCUCAAAGUUUCGAAAGGAGUUUACUGAAAAGACGCCGGAUGUACGAUCCUACUUUGCUGGCUUCGAGAUCAAGGGCUUGACAAUGCCAAUGCCAAACCAUGGACACGUGAUCCUUGUAGAUCCGUCACCUGUGCUUAUGUAUCAAAUCGGAUCCAACGAAACGCGUGUGCUUAUUGAUGUCCCUGGUAAACUUCCUUCCAUUGCCAAUGGCGAUUUGAAACGUUACUUUGAAGAAUCUAUUGCACCUCAACUUCCUGAAUCCAUCCGUCCAAAGUUUUUGGAAGCAUUGCAAACCGAACGAUUGAGAUCUAUGCCUAAUGGUUUUCUUCCUCCCUCGGUAAAUCAAAACAAUGGAUUGAUCAUUCUGGGUGAUGCGAUGAACAUGCGACAUCCAUUGACCGGUGGUGGUAUGACGGUUGCAUUACAAGAUGUUGUUCUUUUGAAGGAGCUCCUUUCUCCUGAAAGUAUACCCUCGUUCACCGAGACGGACGUGAUCAUUCAACAAAUGGGUGCAUUCCACUGGGCACGAAAGCGAUAUUGUACAGCAAUCAAUGUAUUGGCUAUGGCUUUGUAUCGACUCUUUUCCGCACAAGAUUCUGAUUUGGCGGUAUUGCAGCGAGGAUGUUUUGAGUAUUUCAAGUGUGGUGGCAAAUGUAUCUCAGAGCCAUGUGGACUGCUAUCCGGUUUGAUCCAACGACCCAUCGUCCUCAUUUAUCACUUUUUCGCUGUUGCAGUCUAUGCAUUGGUGGUCGAGUUCAAACGUGCCGGCUGGUCCCAAGCCCAUAUCAGCUUCAUCAAGAUCUUUACAGUCCUUUACGCUGCUUGUGUGACAAUCUUCCCAUACCUUUGGUCAGAAACCAAAAACUGA